CCCACUGCCAGUUCGCCCGCAACCCAGACCAAACAAACACUCCCCAUCGCCGUCUCCGUCGCCCCGCCCGCCGCGAUUUCCGCUCCCGCCUCCCCGCGCCGCCGCAGCAGCACCAGCAUCAGCCCGCCCCUCUCCCGCCUCCGUCCGCUCGCGUGCCAGAUUGGCCAACUACAGAUCAUUUAGCCCCUUGUGCCUAUGCCUUAUGUCAACUACAAGGGAUGUUGUGUAGUCCUGAGGAGAUUGAGUAGCUUUGGAUCUUAAAUUCGCACCAGAACAACAUAGUUAUGGACCGUGCAGACACCUCAGGGUUUGUCAGUGGUGGUUGCUUUGGUACUACGCUCCUGCUGAUAUUCUUCCAUUUUGUCUAUUCGACUAUCAGUGUCUGAAAGAUAACCUGGCCCCUGUUCUUCAGUUCUCUAGUGAUCCUGUUAUUAUUUGCUCACACAGUUCUCAUAGUAUUAAGCCGUGAUGGAUAACAGCUUUGUGGAUAUCCCAAACCAGCCUGUGAUGAAUGAUCCCUUUUUGUUAAUGACACAAUCUGCUCCAAGUUACACAAUGAAGAACCUGAGCAAAAGCACACUCCGCGUGGACUGUCUUGGCUCAGCAAUGCCAAAUUGCGGUCAUGGUGAUGAAAAUAAUCAAAGCAUGAAUAACAUCACAACUAGGGAUGAUGGCUGCAGGCUUGUUCUCGGGUUGGGUCCUACACCUGAUUUUUACUCAACAGACUAUCAGAACACUGGAGUAUACAGGUCAAAAGAAUCUCAGAGUUUGUCUGGGCAGAGUUUCUCUUUCACCGAUCCAGGGAUGCUGAGGCUUGGCCUGCAGACAGAUGGUGCAGAGACAAUUCAGCAUCUGCAAGCAUCAAAUGGAAGAGUCCAUUCUUUUUCUUUAGUUGACGAGGCUUCAACAUCUGCUGCUGUAAGGAGCAUGGGUGGCUACAUGCCAUCUCUACUCUUUGCUCCUCGCACCAGUUCUUGUGCUGCCAAUGGGGUCCAACUACAAAACCAGGAUUCACUAGACCUUACACAGUAUAAUAGUGAUAACACUCAGGCUAUUCAGCAACAUCAUCAGCUCAGCCCUGAGCCUUCUGCUACAACGGAGACUUCAUUUGGUGUGAGCUCUGAUGUGGUCACUGGAGCAACUACAUCAGAACAACGGAGUCAUCCCCGGCAUCCUAAGAAGUGCAGGUUCAAGGGGUGCUCCAAAGGUGCAAGAGGCUCAUCCGGGCUGUGUAUUGCCCAUGGAGGCGGGCAAAGAUGCCAUAAGCCUGGGUGCCAUAAAGGAGCUGAGAGCAGCACUGCAUAUUGUAAGGCCCAUGGCGGAGGACGGAGGUGUGAGGAGCUUGGUUGCACCAAGAGUGCCGAGGGAAAGACAGAUUACUGCAUUGCUCAUGGCGGAGGUCGCCGUUGUGAAUACCCUGAUUGUCCUAAGGCUGCACGGGGUAAGUCUGGACUGUGCAUAAAGCACGGUGGUGGGAAGAGAUGCGCAAUGGAAGGGUGCAUUCGGAGUGCUGAGGGUAAGGCUGGACUUUGCAUUUCUCAUGGUGGUGGACGUCGGUGUCAGUAUCCAGAUUGUGGCAAGGGGGCUCAGGGCAGCACAUUGUACUGCAAGGCGCAUGGCGGGGGCAAGAGGUGCAUCUUCGAUGGGUGCAGCAGAGGUGCGGAGGGGAGCACACCUUUGUGCAAGGCCCAUGGUGGUGGAAAACGAUGCUUGUACGAAGGAGGCGGUGUCUGCCCAAAGAGUGUACAUGGGGGAACUGAAUUCUGUGUGGCACAUGGAGGUGGAAAGCGCUGUGCGGCGCCUGGUUGCACUAAGAGCGCCCGCGGCCGUACAGACAGUUGCGUGAAGCAUGGUGGUGGUAAGAGGUGCAGGAUAGAUAACUGUGGUAAGAGUGCUCAAGGGAGCACUGACUUCUGCAAAGCCCAUGGUGGAGGCAAGCGGUGCACAUGGGGAUCAGGUUGUGAGAAAUUCGCGCGGGGCAAGAGCGGACUGUGUGCUGCGCAUGGGACCUUGGUGGCCAGGCAACAAGAAAGUGGAGUGGUGAAGAACAGAGGAAGCAUGAUCGGAGCAGGCCUCUUCAGUGGCAUUGUGGCAUCAUCAGCCACUGCUGCAAGUAGCAUGACGAAUGACUACUCAUCAUCAGGCAUAAGCACCGCAUCAGAUAGUGACGGCACAGUAAGGAGCCAGGCGAUGAUACCUCCGCAGCUGCUUGUUCCUCGUUCCAUGAUGCCCUCCUCGUCGUCUGAGCCUACUGUACGUGGGGGUAGAGAAGGGAGCUGUGCUGUUCCUGAGGGAAGGGUGCACGGCGGUGGCCUGCUGUCACUCCUCGGUGGCAGCUUCAGGAACGCCAAUAUAGAUAAGCUGUGAAGUGUUUUUCCAUCUUCAAAUGUCUGUCAGUUUGGUUGUACAUAAAAGGCACCGUGUUGCCUAUUGGAUUUUAUUGUUCUUCUCCCAGCUUGAUAAGUGUUUCAUGAAUGUUUAGUCAGUCCAUUGUACAUUGGUGUCCGGCAAUUGUUCUUAUCGCUUUUGGGAUGCCGGUUCAUGCCAAUAAACUUAUGUAUUUGAUGUAUUGUGUCUCAUUUACUUGUGGACUAUUAUUCUUCAGAAAUUUGGCGUGAGAUUGCCAGACAGGGCUUUGUACAA
Molecule: messenger RNA, 2643 nt
Organism: Lolium rigidum
Lineage: Eukaryota; Viridiplantae; Streptophyta; Magnoliopsida; Poales; Poaceae
Exons: 2
Coding region: 469-2367 (632 amino acids)
Source: RefSeq, a predicted model, not a curated record